AUGGCUCAAGUAAAAGUACAGACCUCAGCACCCCAGGCUGGCCCUGGCCUCUCCUCUGGAGGUCCUUUGGCACCCAUGGCCAGCCCAGGAUCACUGGGUCUGCAGCCCUCUGUCAACGGUACAGGCCCGUCCCCCACACCCGCCUGCCCCGCUCCUGCAGCUGGAUAUGGGGACGCUCCUGUGUCUGCCACACCACCAGGUUCGCCCGAGGAGAACAUGGCAAACCCUAAAGAGAAAACUCCAAUGUGUUUGGUGAAUGAGUUAGCCCGUUUCAACCGCAUCCAGCCGCAGUACAAGCUCCUCAAUGAGAGAGGACCUGCACAUGCUAAGCUCUUCACGGUGCAGUUAACUCUUGGGGAGCAAGUCUGGGAGGCAGAGGGUUCCAGCAUUAAAAAGGCCCAGCAUUCCACAGCCUCCAAAGCUCUGGAGGAGAGUUCCCUUCCCAGGCCAAUUGCCCGUUCACCUAAAGUGGACAUUAACAGCAAUCCAGGCAGUAUAACACCAACGGUGGAGCUCAACGGUUUGGCAAUGAAGAGAGGUGAGCCGGCCAUCUAUAGGCCUUUGGAUCCCAAGCCCAUGCCCAACUACAGAGCUUGCUACAACUUCAGAGGCAUAUUUAACCAAAGGUACCAUUACCCUAUUCUCAAGAUCUUCCAUGUACAGCUCUCUGUCGGGAGUCACGAGUUCAUUGGGGAGGGGCGCACUCGCCAGGCUGCCAGACACAACGCUGCCAUGAAGGCCCUGCAAGCCCUCCGCAAUGAACCCAUUCCAGAAAGACCACCGCAGGACCCAAAAGAAAAUGUGGAGAGCGAGGAAGGCGCCGAUGCCAGCAAAUCCGAGAUCAGCCUGGUCUACGAGAUUGCUCUGAAGAGGAACUUGACCGUCAAUUUCGAGGUGUUGAAGGAGAGCGGACCCCCACACAUGAAAAGCUUCCUGACCCGUGUCACCGUUGGGGAAUUUUCAGCCGAGGGUGAGGGCAACAGCAAAAAGCUGUCCAAGAAGCGUGCCGCUAUUUCCAUCCUGCAGGACUUGAAGAAACUACCCUUCAUUCCGGUUGUGGAGAAACCCAAAACGCACUACAAAAAGCGCACCAAGACCAUCCUCAAGACAGGACCAGACUAUGGCCAGGGCAUGAACCCGAUCAGCCGCCUGGCCCAGAUCCAACAGGCCAAGAAGGAGAAAGAGCCUGAGUAUUUGCUGCUUUCAGAGAGAGGGAUGCCCCGACGCAGGGAGUUUAUCAUGCAGGUGAAGGUGAACAGCGAGGUUGCCACGGGAACAGGGCCGAACAAAAAGGUGGCUAAACGGAACGCUGCUGAGGCAAUGCUGCUGCAGCUGGGAUACAAAGCCUCCACAAUCUCUCAAAAUCCCACAGAGAUGGACAACAAAGGCUGGAAUGGACAAAAGGCGUCUUUUACCGAAGCGACGAAUAACACCCAGAAAGGUCUUCUCCACCUCAGCCCUGAUGUCUACCAGGAGAUGGAGGCUAGCCGGAAACAGGGAAGUGGCUCCCCAGGCCCCAACAGCAGCAACUACAUGGCCCCGAAAGACAUGGGCCCUUGCACCACCCCGCUACCCCCAGGACACACUCCAUAUUUCAGCAGUUCACCCCCCACUCCUAACACGACAGCCACCAUGGCCAGAGAGUUGCUGCUAAACGGGCAGUCGCCCAUGGCCGAUGCCACGCUGCAAGGAAAGGGGAAGACCUGUGGUGUCUCCGUGCAACCCGCACAACAGCUGGAGUACUUGGCUCGCAUCCAGGGUUUCCAGGUGCAGUACAGUGAUGCGCAGAGCGGCAAGGAUUUUGUGACCUAUCUGACCCUCUCUCCUGUGCAAAUGACUUUCCACGGCACCGGGAGCACCCUCCAAGCUAGCCAUGACCAGGCUGCUCUAAGUGCCUUGAAACAGCUGUCUGAGCAGGGACUGGACCCGGUGGAAGGCCCUGUCAAGAGCACCGAAGCCUGCGGGAGGGACGACGGACAUUAA
Molecule: messenger RNA, 1983 nt
Organism: Nerophis lumbriciformis (worm pipefish)
Lineage: Eukaryota; Metazoa; Chordata; Actinopteri; Syngnathiformes; Syngnathidae
Source: RefSeq, a predicted model, not a curated record